CUGCCAAAUGAGCGAUGGUUCCACGGGAUUCGUGCGUGCCAGUCCUUAGUGGAACUAGGACCCAGACGCUUGAUUGUGUGGCUGGUCUGCUUUAUUCAAAUAAACCAACACUUAUUCAAUAUGAGUCAUCAUUUGCAUGGAACAAGGACUGUGAACUAUGUUCGAAAGUUUGUACUGGAACUUGAACCCAGCGUGUGACUGCCCUGACACUUUGGAACAUUAAAAUCAAUCAGUUAUGGCUGAAACCUUGACUGAGGAUGAGGCCAUACCUCUUCGGCCACAAAUUCCAAGAUCACGGCCGCUGCCUAAACAGAGAACAAUGAGUCUUGGAGACAUAGGUUUGAGCUCGGGAACGGGGCUGAGAAGAGAUCGAAAUAAAACCCAAAGCAGUCGAUUCUUCCGAAGAAAGCUUGAUCAUCACAGUGAUGCCAUUCAGGAGGAGGAGUUGGAAAUCGUGGAGGAGACCACGAACUCUACGAGUGCCAUGAUCUUCCGUAAUGAAUUGUAUCCUGGCGAGCACGAGCACCAACCCUCCAGACACCGAGGCAGCCUUGACACCAACCUUGACCAGCAGUCGGGCGGAAGUGAGAGCUUUUGUACCAGAAAUAAACUGGAGCGAGGAACGUUGAGUGCCUUUAAGCGUCAGGCUCGAACCAUUCUUGAGCGUGAUUUACCCCAUGUCACGCACACAGGCAAUAUCAUCCGAGUCUGGAACAACCAUCGAAAUGAAAAUAGCCUCUUGGUUGUGCCCGCCAACAAGAAAUCAUGGCUUUCCUUCUGUUGCAUGAACGAAAAAUUCAAAUACUACUUUCAGCAUCCGUACCUAAGACUUGGCGCGUGUUUCUUGGUCAUUCUGUGCAAUUUUCUCAUUUUCGCAGAAGAUCCUCUGUCUCACAGCAAACAAGAAGCCGAUAUCCCAGUGAUUGGAAAUGUAUUCAGCUUCAUGUUUACCAAAUAUCCACCUGAUUGGCGAUGGGGGUUCCUAAAGGUAUCAUUGUGGAUUUUAGCCAUCCUCUGUGGCUUAAUCCUCGGCAAGACCUUGAUCCAUGGCAUGAUAUUGAGCCAUUUUCUUCGCCUUAAGAUGUUUAGAGCCAAUCAGGGCUCAUGGAUGGUUCAGUUUGGAACGGUGAUUGUGUCCUUGUUCCUCUUUUCCCAUGCGUACAAUGUAUUCUUAGUUUUGACCUUCCCAAAUGCCAAACAACUCACGAUCAACUCUCAAAUGGGGCUCACUUUUUCCAGCGUUAUGAAAGCAGCCGCUUGUGGAACGUGGCUAGGAGACCUUCUCACGGCUUUGAUAAUAACCGAUAUGAUGCUUCAAGACAACUUGUACCCUUACUGGGCACCUGUCGUCAGGAAAUAUUAUCAAAGUUACAUGUGGCCUCGCAUCCUCAUAUUUUGGAUAGUUUCCACAGUGUCCACUACGGCUGUGAUCACUGUUAUUGCCACCGACUGGAUCACAUGGGAUCGACUUAAUCGGGAUUUUUUCGCCACUACGGAGCUUUCUCGCGCAUUCCUGGCCUCGUCAGUUUUAGUUUUGGAUUUGAUCAUUGUUAUGCAGGAUUGGGAUUUCCCUCAUUUCACUAAUACGUUGGAUGUGAACUUGCCGGGAUAUCAUAAGCAUCAGUUGAGCAUCAGUGCCGUGGAAAUCGAAAUAUCAGGGAAAUGGUUCAAUUAUGGAAUCAUCUUCUUGGUGAUGUUAUUCGAUUUGAAUAUGUGGAAGAAUCAAAUUUUCUACUUGCCGGAACACUUUGGGCAGUAUACGGGCAUACAAAACCGUGUUUUUACGGUGACCAAUCAAACUGUACUGAAUUCACAGGACCCGUAUCUGUGGACUUACGAGGCAAGAUCUCAAAUCAAUCCCGAAACGUUGUUUCCCUACAUUGAUGAGGAUUUGGCCAUGCACUCCCGAUAUUUGGGUUACUCCAUGUGGAUCAAGUCAGUGGCAUUUCUGCCUUGCAUUUUGGGGUUUGCCGUGUUUUUCAUCCUUAUUGCGCUUUAUGGACGAAUUCAAGGGAACGCCAAAAACAACGCCCUGGUUCAAACGCGAGAUGGCGGGUGUUCUCAAGAGAAAACCGAUUUAUAGUGGUAUUCAAAAGUAUCACCAAUAUUACCAUUCGUAUUUAAUAGUAACAUUGCUACGUGUCUAAUAUUUGUCAGUUCUUGAAACGACUUGCAUCUGGUAGUGAGUGCCUUAGGUUGAUUUCUUUAGUCGAAAAAGAUAGCUUCGAAGAUGAUGUGAUAAUUGCUUCCUCCAUGUCUGAAGUAUUAAUGUCCAAUGUCAUGAUGAUUGGUACACUUUUGUAUUUUGAAGAAAAAAAUAUAGGUAACAAGCUUG
This is a messenger RNA of Tigriopus californicus, 2335 nucleotides long. Its product is annotated as transmembrane protein 117-like. The transcript is spliced from 12 exons. Gene Ontology annotation, biological process: intrinsic apoptotic signaling pathway in response to endoplasmic reticulum stress. Bases 236 to 2083 code for a protein of 615 amino acids. NCBI's taxonomy places the organism in Eukaryota, Metazoa, Arthropoda, Copepoda, Harpacticoida, Harpacticidae. The record is from RefSeq and is a predicted model, not a curated record.